AUGUGGCAACUCGAGCGCCAAGAGUUUCUUCGCUUUCUGAAUCAUUUCGCGCAGACUUACCCUGCUUCCAACGCCGACCCCGCACUCGUGGCCAACUGGUUCGGUCAGAUCCUUGCCUUCCGGAACACACACGAACCCAAUGCACUGAGGAUCUGGUUCAAUGGAGCUCGAAUGCAGUCCAUCGUCGCCCGCCAACUGUCCGAGUACCUGCGGUCACGAGGAUAUGUGUUGGCCAGCUUGACGUUCAUCGUGAACGACGUAAUGGAAGCUCGGGGUCUCUCUCAUCGUCUACUUCAAGAUCAACGCCGAAACCAAGCCUCCGAAGACCACCAUUACAACUACCUCGUUCACUUUGAUCUCGUCAAGUUUGGCCCAAUCGAACGCGACGUCAUUCUCAACCGCCUUCAACCGUCCGUCGACCCCCGCUCCGACUCCGCCGAGGACGAUCUGAAAAAUAGCGACAAAACCAUCCCAUCCCUCUCCGCGCUUCAGAAACAGCUAUCCAGGGUCCUCUACUGUCUAGCGAUUUCCAACGGCAAGAUCCGAGCCAUCCCGAAGAACUGGUCUUCGGAAGCGUCCCUUCGUUCCAGCUCGUGCUUACUGGGGCUCGUCGAGGUCCGAGAACACGAACUCAACGUCACAGUCUUAGUCAGGGACGAUCCAUCAGAGACCACACCCGCCACACCCGCCAGCGGCGGUCGCCUCUGCCUGCACCCACACCGCCGCGGUCAAGCCUUUGGCCACUUCUCCAACUGGCUCAAACGAGAAGAAUGGAGUCAAUUACGCCCUUCAGAGCCUUUGGAAAUGGCUAGGACUUCGCUGGUGACAGCCAACCUCGACUUUCCCGAAAAGGCCUCGCCUGAUCACCACGGCCACAGACGCGCGAGUCUCUCUCGGGAACAAGUGCUGGUUCUCUACGCGGCCGUCCUUGACGAAGCGGACGCUCUGCUCUCUGACUUCAUCCCGCGAAUCAACCACACUGUUGCCGUUGGUGCCUAG
Colletotrichum karsti is the source of this 999-nucleotide messenger RNA. RefSeq lists its product as uncharacterized. Bases 1 to 999 code for a protein of 332 amino acids. The record is from RefSeq and is a predicted model, not a curated record. NCBI's taxonomy places the organism in Eukaryota, Fungi, Ascomycota, Sordariomycetes, Glomerellales, Glomerellaceae. The transcript has 4 exons.